This is a messenger RNA of Caenorhabditis elegans, 1039 nucleotides long. It is a transcript of the gene T14B4.3, whose product is annotated as VWFA domain-containing protein. Gene Ontology annotation, cellular component: membrane. Gene Ontology annotation, molecular function: signaling receptor activity. The transcript is spliced from 4 exons. NCBI's taxonomy places the organism in Eukaryota, Metazoa, Nematoda, Chromadorea, Rhabditida, Rhabditidae. The coding region runs from base 14 to 904 and encodes 296 amino acids. The record is from RefSeq and is marked reviewed.
UUUCAAGCCAAAAAUGCGAAGUUUUAUAUGGAUUUUAUCAUUUUUACAAGUUUGCCUUGCCGGGCGUCUUCAAAUCAUUUUGCCAAACGACCACAUACUUGAUUCGAGAAAUUCGUCUUUCGAUUCAGUUUCAUUAUUAAAUUUCAACAAGAAUGCUUUUGGACUUGGUGCUGCAGUUGGAGCUCAUCAGGCGAUCGGCGAUGAAAAAUUGUUCCAAAAACCGAAGGCGUUGUUGAUAAUCGUUAUUGACGGACUGGAAAACUUUGAUUAUGACGGACAUGCUUUCAAUUUUACGGAUAAAUUCCAGCCAAAUCAAAUUCAAGAACAUUUCAAACAACAGUUUGGUGAUGAUAUGAUUCACGCCGAAGUAAACUCCUCUGGAAUAUUUGGAUCAUCGUUGUUUAAAAGAAAUACUGAGGGAAACCAUGCUAAUUACGAUACUUAUAAGGAGGAUCUUCAAAAUAUGUAUCGACUUUCGGAUGCAAUCAUGGAGAAAGAUCGAAAAAAUGCCAAUGUUGUUGACUACUACCGUGUUCACCUUGACGUCUCCAAUGCGCGAACAGAUAUGGAAAGAAAACAAUUGGCAGAAAAUAUCAAGCGAGGUAUUGAUACAUUACAAGAUGCUAUCAAGAACAGUUAUGGCGGGAAUGUGGUGGCUGAAAUCUAUACUCACGAGAAGCCUGAUAGAGAUGAGAAGGCUAGAAUUAAGCUGUUACAAAAAGUAUUGCAAGUGACUCAAGCUAGAUAUAUCGAUUAUCCGGCAAGUGCGGCCAUUAUGAUGUUUGUGGGAUUCUCCCUUGUCUUCGCGGCAGUUGCGAUGUUGUGGUUGAUGUUUGAUGAAAGUGAUAUGGCCAAGAAAACGAUCCUGGUUCGACUAUCGAUGGGUAGACAGAAGAAAGAUUAGAAUUAGAUUUAUAAAUGAUUGUAAAAACUGUAUUUUCAUAAUUUAUUUCGCUUUACGGCUUUACGGUUCUUUUUUUUGCAUUUUUGACUAAUCGCUUUCCGGUAUUUGUUGCCAUGUCAUAAAGACUUCAGCUUU